Aspergillus oryzae RIB40 is the source of this 1545-nucleotide messenger RNA. RefSeq names its product serine hydroxymethyltransferase. Gene Ontology annotation, biological process: L-serine catabolic process; tetrahydrofolate interconversion; folic acid metabolic process. Bases 1 to 1545 code for a protein of 514 amino acids. Lineage: Eukaryota; Fungi; Ascomycota; Eurotiomycetes; Eurotiales; Aspergillaceae. The record is from RefSeq and is a predicted model, not a curated record. The transcript has 4 exons. Gene Ontology annotation, cellular component: cytoplasm. Gene Ontology annotation, molecular function: cobalt ion binding; glycine hydroxymethyltransferase activity; zinc ion binding.
AUGCUGAGCCGCUGUGGUCGCCAGGCUUUGCGAUUGAUCCCGCGCACGGGAAGCUCUUCCAGAGCUAUCGCCAUCACUACUCAACUCCGACCGGCUGCUCCCUUGUGUGUCUCCAGCUCAAUUUCUCAGAGCCGGAGUGUGUCAUCCUCCAGUCGUGAUGGACAGCAACAUGAGAAAAAACGUCAAAAGCACUUUAUCAACCUGAUCCCUUCGGAGAACUUCACUUCACAAGCGGUCCUUGAUGCCCUGGGCAGUGUGAUGCAAAACAAGUAUUCAGAGGGUUAUCCCGGUGCCAGAUACUACGGAGGAAAUGAGCACAUCGACGAGUCGGAGAGGUUAUGUCAACAGCGUGCCUUGGAGACCUUCCGGCUCAAUCCCGAAGAAUGGGGCGUGAAUGUUCAACCACUUUCCGGCUCUCCCGCGAACUUGUAUGCCAUCUCCGCCCUUCUCAACACGCAUGACCGCCUGAUGGGCCUGGACUUGCCUCAUGGUGGUCACUUGUCACAUGGUUAUCAGACACCCACCAAGAAGAUUUCAUUCAUCUCGAAAUACUUUGAGACCCUUCCUUACCGCCUUGAUGAGUCGACUGGUCUCAUUGAUUACGACGCCCUCGAGAAGCAGGCGUUGCUCUAUCGUCCAAAGCUCAUUAUUGCCGGUACUUCGGCCUAUAGCCGAUUAAUCGACUACCCUCGGAUGCGCCAGAUCGCAGACGCAGCUGGUGCAUACCUUCUCAGUGACAUGGCCCACAUAUCUGGACUGGUUGCUGCGGAUGUACUUCCCUCGCCUUUCACUCACUCUGAUGUGGUAACAACGACUACUCACAAGUCCCUGCGUGGGCCCCGUGGUGCCAUGAUCUUCUACCGCAAGGGUGUCCGCCGGACGGACAAGAAGGGCAACCCGGAGAUGUACGACUUAGAGAAUCCUAUCAAUGCCUCCGUCUUCCCGGGCCACCAGGGUGGGCCUCAUAACCACACCAUUACUGCUCUAGCAGUUGCACUGAAGCAGGCCCAGUCAACCGAGUUCAAGACUUACCAGGAAACCGUCUUAGCCAACGCUAAGGCAUUGGCUGACCGACUUGGCAGCCCUCUCAGCAAUGGGGGUUUGGGAUACAACAUUGUGUCCGGUGGAACGGAUAACCACCUGGUCCUCGUGGAUCUGAAGAACCGUGGGGUUGAUGGAGCCCGUGUUGAACGUGUUCUAGAGCUCUGCGGCGUUGCUAGCAACAAGAACACCGUUCCGGGAGAUCGGUCGGCUUUGAAGCCCGGUGGUCUCCGCCUGGGUACUCCUGCCAUGACUACCCGUGGCUUCCAGCCCGAGGACUUCCGCCGCGUGGCCGAUAUCGUUGAUCGCGCGGUCAUUAUCACCCAAAAGCUGGACAAGGCUGCCAAGGAGAGCGCUGCGGCUAAGGGCGUUAAGAACCCGAACACUGUCAAGGCCUUCCUGGAAUAUGUUGGUGAGGGUGAGGAGAUUUCAGAGAUUGUGCUCUUGCGGCAGGAAGUUGAGGACUGGGUGGGAACUUUCAGCCUCCCUUGGAAGGACGAGUAA